Maniola jurtina (meadow brown) is the source of this 1752-nucleotide messenger RNA. RefSeq names its product sperm-associated antigen 6-like. Bases 106 to 1707 code for a protein of 533 amino acids. Gene Ontology annotation, cellular component: microtubule cytoskeleton. The transcript is spliced from 14 exons. Gene Ontology annotation, biological process: cilium movement. The record is from RefSeq and is a predicted model, not a curated record. Lineage: Eukaryota; Metazoa; Arthropoda; Insecta; Lepidoptera; Nymphalidae. Gene Ontology annotation, molecular function: microtubule binding.
CAGAUCAAUGACUUCUGUCUUGAUGAAAUAUCAAAAAAAAAUUACAAUAACAUUCGAUAUUUUGUAUCAUUAUUUCAGUUGAAUAACUGUUUAUAAUUAUUAAUCAUGAGUCACUCUAUGAGCAGUCCUCGGAAUAUUCAACUAGUGUUCGAGACUUAUGAGAAGGCGCGGUUGCUGUUCGUUCAGACAAUGGCUGAACUGGCCACUCGUGCCAGCAAUGUGAAAUGUUUGGAGAGUGCUGGAGUGUUGGAUUUCCUCCGUCCUCUGCUGUCGGACCCGUGCAGCACCGUGCGCCAGUGCGCCGUGGUGGCGGCCGCGAGACUCGCCGAACACGAGGAGGGUAUCGCCCGACAGUUGCUCAACAGCGGCAUGCUCACCGCCACUCUUGAGAACCUCAACAAAUUCAACGUUUACUACAAGCGGUCAGCUUUGUAUCUAAUGAGGGCGGUUGCAAAGCACAAUGAGGAAUUAGCGUCAGCCAUUGUCCGGCUCGGUGCGUUGGAACAUAUUGUUUCGUGUUUAGAAGAUUUCGAUACACAGGUGAAAGAAAAUGCAGCCUGGGCAUUAGGAUAUAUAGCGAAGCACAGCGAGCAUUUAGCUGGAUUGGUAGUUGACGCGGGGACGCUGCCCUUAUUAGUGUUGGCUUUUCAAGAACCCGAAAUCAGUUUAAAACAGAUUGCUGCUGGAGCGCUCGUGGAUUUGGCUCAGCACAAACCUGAAGCUGUAGUUGACGCGGGAGCCAUCUGCCACCUAGUGCGAGGUCUAGACAAUCAGGAUCCCAAGUUGAAGCGCAGCACCCUGUGCGCGCUCGGGGCGGUGGCCGGCGCGCGCGCGGAGCUGGCGGAGGCGACGGUGGCCGGCGGAGCGCUGCCGCCCGCGCUGCUGCACGCCGGCCACGACUCGGCGCCCGUGCGGCGCGCGGCGGCCUGUCUGCUGCGUGACAUUGUCAAACAUUCCGUUGAUUUAGCGCAGUUGGUGGUAAAUACGGGUGGCUGCGGGCCCCUAGUGGAGCUAUUGUCGGAAGGCGCGGGAGGCGCGCGCGUGCCGGCAUGCAUGGCUCUGGGCUACAUCGCCGGACAGUCGGACCAGCUGGCGAUGGCUGUUAUAGAAGCCAAGGCGGUGGUAGUACUGGUGAACAUACUGCAGAACAGCGACAGUGAGGACGCGGAGCUGUGCGCCGCCGCGUGGACGCUCGGCCACGUCGCCAAGCACUCGCCGCAGCACAGCCUCGCCGUCGCCGUGGCUAAUGCUCUGCCCAGACUGUUGCAACUAUACACAAAUCCAAAGUCAUCAAGUGAGGUCAGAGCCCGAGCAUCCUGUGCACUGAAGCAAUCCCUACAAUGCUGCUUACACCGACCUGCACUGGAGCCUUUGCUGCACGCUGCCCCAGCUUGUAUCCUCAAAUAUGUACUUGCACAAUAUGCCAAGAUAUUACCAAAUGAUGCCAGAGCUCGAAGACUAUUUGUAACUACAGGUGCACUUAAAAGAGUACAAGAAAUAGACACCGUCCCAGGGACAUCAUUGAAAGAAUAUAUUAACAUAAUAAACAGCUGUUUUCCUGAAGAAAUAGUACGGUACUAUUCUCCGGGUUAUUCAGAUUCAUUGCUUGAUAGAGUGGAGGCUUAUACACCUCAGAUUCCAGAACUAUUUACAGAUAGGGUGCCAAGUGACUGCAAGAGUGAACUAACGAUAGAAAACGAAAACUAAUUUUUUGAAGAUCUUUAUUUUAUUCAAUAAAUGUAAUUUUAUGUA